Drosophila eugracilis is the source of this 2052-nucleotide messenger RNA. RefSeq names its product solute carrier organic anion transporter family member 74D (gene Oatp58Da). Gene Ontology annotation, cellular component: membrane. Gene Ontology annotation, molecular function: protein binding. The record is from RefSeq and is a predicted model, not a curated record. NCBI's taxonomy places the organism in Eukaryota, Metazoa, Arthropoda, Insecta, Diptera, Drosophilidae. The transcript is spliced from 6 exons. Gene Ontology annotation, biological process: sodium-independent organic anion transport; transmembrane transport.
AUGGCAGAUGAUCAGGGAAUGGCAACCUUAGGGACAAGCGAGACUUUGCCCUUCAUUGAAAAACCUUUUGUCAUCUCAGAUAAACCAAAGGACUCUCCUAAGGACUUAAGAGAAAGGGAAGAUGAUACUAAAGGGACUACGUGUGGUUUCUGGAUAUUUAAGGGCCCUCUUCUGCAAAGAUAUGCCACUGAGAAAAUGUAUGUGAUUCUCUAUGGCUUCGCUGGCUGCGUGAUGGCAAUGACCUUUGCCUACUUUAAUGGGACCAUAACGACCUUGGAGAAGCGCUAUAAGAUACCAACAAAGGUUUCCGGCAUUAUCUCAGUGGGAAAUGAUAUCAGUACCAUGCUAACGGCCGCCCUCUUGGGCUAUUAUGCCGGCAACGGUCAUCGCCCCCGCUGGAUGGGAACAGGAUUACUGACCAUAGUGGCCUUCUGCCUGCUAACGAGCUCCCUGCACUUAAUUUACGGAGCUGGCGAGGACGCCAUGAAGUUAACCCGGGAAUUCGGGCAGGCUAACGAAACUUUGGCUGGACAAGAGCGGGAUAAGAAGCUGUGCCAGCCAAGUGCAGCAGGAUGUGUCCAGGAGGUGGGUCAGUGGGUGCCUCAAGUAGUUCUGUUUGUGGCUCAACUUAUCUCGGGAGUGGGCCAGGCUCUUUUCUAUACCCUAGGCAUUGCCUACAUGGAUGACAAUGGCACCAAGUCCAAGACACCAGCCAUGCUGAGCAUGUCUACAUUCUUAAGGAUGCUGGGUCCAGCUGUCGGUUAUUCCUUGGCUGCUCUUUGUCUGCGUGUGUAUAUUGAUCCCAGCCUGGAACCACUGAUUGGGCAGGAGGAUCCCCGCUGGAUGGGCGCCUGGUGGCUGGGCUGGAUAGUCUUGGCUGCCGUAACUUUGAUCUCUGCAGUGCUGCUGUUUAUGUUCCCCAAGGAGCUGCCCAGCUCGAGAAAAAGACGCCUUCAAGUGAAGCAGUUGGAAAGAAAAGAGUCACUGCCCCUCAAAGAGCGAUCCUUCGGGGACAUGAUGAAAACUGUCAGGAGACUGGCGAAAAACAAGGUCUAUGUCUACAACACCUUGGCAUCCAUACUCUACUUCUUCGGGUACAUGGCCUACUGGAUUUUCACUCCCAAGUACAUAGAAACACAGUACAGACAAUCGGCGGCCACGGCCACCAUGGCCACGGGAACAGUGGCCUUAGGAUUCUCUGCCGCCGGAGUCCUUAUUUCCGGAUACGUGAUCUCCAAGUACAAGCCAAGUGCACGGGCUAUGGCCUGCUAGAAUGCCAUUGUGGAUUUUCUGACGGUGGCCGGUAUCCUGUGUUAUGUGCUAAUUGGAUGUGAAGAAAGUGACAGGAUGAAUUCUCUGACCACAUUGUCCGCUGGGAACAGCUGCAGUGCCUCCUGUCACUGCGACUAUGUGCACUAUGCUCCCGUUUGCAGUCCGGAGAACAUCACCUACAUCUCCGCCUGCCAUGCGGGAUGUUCAGAAAGAUGGAAGAAUGCACUGGGGGGGACUAUUUACACCGGAUGCCAGUGCUUAAGCUCAUCAAUUUUGAUCUCUGACCCUGAGUCCCAAUUCGCUGUUGAUGGCACCUGUCCAGUCGACUGCUUCAAUGAGUUCCUUGUCUUCCUGGGCGUCAUGUGCUUCCUGAAACUAGUAGGAGCAUCGAGCAAAUCAACUAACCUACUCAUCGCCCUGCGCUGCAUGCCCCCGGAGGAUAAGACAUUUGCCCUGGGACUGGGCUCCAUGGUAGCUUCUCUGCUGAGCUUCAUUCCCAGCCCUAUUUUCUUCGGCUGGCUGAUAGACCACUAUUGCUUGGUGUGGGGCAAGACCUGUACCAACAAGGGGAACUGUUGGCUAUAUGACACGAAGUCUUUGAGAUACGCUUUGAAUCUCACGGCCGCAUCUUUUAUAUUUCUGGGAGGCUUUCUAAAUAUUUCAGUUUGGUACCAUGCAAAGGAUCUGAAGAUUUUCGAUGAAGAUGAACCGUCGAAAGGUCAUUCAAGGAACCAGGAAGUUGAAAUGAAAUCAAUGGACACCAAAUCUCAGGAUCAAUAA